AUGCCGAAUUUUUUAACACGUUGUCGCAGUACCGAGUUAGAUUUCAAUGAAAUUCAGUGUUUACUUUUCAUAAUCGACGAUUCACUUUUUAUCAUCGACAAUUCACUCUUUUCAUCAUCGACGGUUUGCAUUUCAUCAACGACGAUAUAUUUUUUUCAUCAUCGUCGUUUACUGGUUAUCAUCAAAUUUUUGCUUGAACGGCGUUCCAUAAUCACAACAGGCAAAACUACUGCUACUACUGCUUUCUCCGUCAGAACGUCAGGCGUCAAAAACGGAUCAUAUAAAAACCUUACGAUAGAAGAUAAUGCCUACUCAAUAAGCUACAAUGAAUAUUGGGCAGAUUAUAUAGAAUCGUUAUUGUAUACCGAUUUGGACAAAGUUAUCAUCUCCAUCAUUUUGCCGAUUGUGGUCACCAUCGGUAUAAUUGGUAACUUAUUGACAAUUAUCGUGAUAGCAAGAAAAAAGUGCAUGCACACACCUGUUAACGUGUACUUUGCAAAUUUAGCAAUAGCUGAUACGUUGUUCUUAAUAACGGCACCUGAAUUGAUAUGGAACUCUUAUAUUAAAAGUCCAGUAAAUGAUUGGUAUGAUAUUGGUGAAGUGCCGAAAUGGGUUUGUCCGCUAACUUGGUUUCUCAUAAGUACAGGACAAAUCGUGGCACUCUUCACAAUAUUUUGGUUGUCCGUUGAACAUUACAUGGCAGUCUGCAGACCUUUGAAGUUCAAACAAAGUGGAUUUGGGAUUUGUUCCAGGUCUAUAAAGAUCUGUGGCAUCAUCUGGUUUUUAUGUUUGUCUUGGAAUGUGUAUUUUCUGAUCGUGUUUCGUACACGCAACCCCGAACUUAGUUUGCCUCUCAUUGCUGUCGAUACAUUGCCGAAUAAUUUUACAUAUUGUGGCACUUCUAUGGAGUCAGAAAUCAACUGGCUUUCAAUUCGUUUUUAA
This is a messenger RNA of Anneissia japonica, 942 nucleotides long. RefSeq names its product neuromedin-U receptor 2-like. The transcript has 3 exons. Bases 1 to 942 code for a protein of 313 amino acids. Lineage: Eukaryota; Metazoa; Echinodermata; Crinoidea; Comatulida; Comatulidae. Gene Ontology annotation, biological process: G protein-coupled receptor signaling pathway. Gene Ontology annotation, molecular function: G protein-coupled receptor activity. Gene Ontology annotation, cellular component: plasma membrane. The record is from RefSeq and is a predicted model, not a curated record.